Molecule: messenger RNA, 1754 nt
Organism: Anopheles funestus (African malaria mosquito)
Lineage: Eukaryota; Metazoa; Arthropoda; Insecta; Diptera; Culicidae
Exons: 3
Coding region: 44-1120 (358 amino acids)
Molecular function (GO): acyltransferase activity, transferring groups other than amino-acyl groups
Source: RefSeq, a predicted model, not a curated record
GGACGCACUUCGGACAGAAUAAACAAAUCGUUAGUUCAAGGUGAUGAUAAUGGUCCGACGAUGCAGUCAGUACUCCGUCAGCUACCGACACGAACGGUUCCCGGUCCGAUCAUUUACGCUUGGCUCUUUCGCGUGCGUAACAAACAUGGAGCAAACACACCAUUCAUCACAGUCAUCUGAUCCGCUGCGAAGCCUGGGUGAGGUGGAGAUAAGAUUGUUACGCGAAUGCUACCGUCGUGGUCUGCCAGGCACGUUGGCGCCAUUUCUGUUCGUGGACAAUCAUCUGAGAUGGUGCGAAAAGAUUCGUCUAAACUCUACCAAUCCCACCGGAGACUGGAAGGGAACCGUAUCGCCUAUCGUGUGGAAACGGUUCUUCACGCUAGCGGUGGAUGAUCGGGAGCAGUUGACAACAUCAGGCACGUUUGUGGCAAUUACCGAUGCAGAAAAGUGUCCGACGGUAGUGUUUUGGACGCUUCAAGAAGACUUGUCACCAUUGAAACGUGCGCUAAUGGAAACGGAUAAGAUCAACUGGAUGAACGAUCCGGCAUUUAGUUGCGUUGCGCUAGAACACUAUCCGAUGUUACAAAGCGUUCUACAACAGAAGGCACCCCAUCUUGAAUUCCGCAAUUCUACAUUCUUCCGUUUGCCGGAUUCAACAGCCAGGACACUACAACUCAGCCUUCCGGAUGGUUACGAGAUACUGCCGCUGAAUGAAUCGCACGCCUACGAAGUUAACGACACAUGGCCACACCGUUACGCAGGUUCGGAGGAAUAUUAUCGAUCGUUACUACGCCUGAAUGGUGGUCUCGCAUUGGCAACAACUACACCGGACACCGACCCUCAACAGAAACAGCUUGCCGGUUGGAUACUGACCAACGAAUAUGGUGCACUUGCUCAUCUCUUCAUCCAGCCUGCCCAUCGGAAUCGAGGACUAGCAUCGGUACUGGUGAAGGCUUGGGUGCUUCAGACGAUCGAAACCUGGGAAAAUGAUGAUCACGCCAAGGGUUCCGAAGUGAUCGCAUACAUUAUGGAUGUAAAUGUCGCAUCACGGACGCUCUUUAAGAAGCUUGGUUUUAUUGAAAUGUCUAAAUCCCGUUGGUCUAAUCCUACUACCAAGUAGGAGUAACUUUAAAAAAAAAUGCAAUUUUGUAUUAUGCGCCACUGCGCCACUUGUAAACUGCAGUGAAUCGUCUAUCAAUGAAUGGUGAACAGGUGGUUGUUCAACACGCUAUCUGCUCUGUAAUUGCAACGAGAGCAAAGAAUUGGACAGUGAUGAGAUCCAAAAAUAUCUUUUGACCUUUUGGGAAUGAUUUGGCGGACGUUUCUGAAGAUGCAGGAUUGGAGGUUGUUGAGGUGAAUGUAAUGGAGAAGUGAGUUGAAAAGCAUAAUUGUUUCGUAAUUGUGUACAAAAAAGAUUUCAUUUUACGUACAAUCUUCUUUAAGGAAGUGAGGAGUAAGUGUGGUGGUAAAUGGUCUUAAAGAAAGGUAGAAAUCUGUCGAGAAAAAAAUAAUUAUGCAAAAUGCAUUCGUUUGUAGCUGGAACGUAAAUGGGAUCGAUCAAUCAAAAUUUUAAUUAGUUUAAAUAAUUUAUCAAAAAAGACACAUAUCUGUGCCAAACAAAACAUGCUAAACUAACACAAAACAAAUACAGCUACACGAGAAAUAAAGAAUAAAUAGAGAAUUUCUUCAAAAACAAUACUAAAAAUUGUGUACAGGACGGAACAUAAACAACUAAAUACACAAUCACUAGUGUA